This is a messenger RNA of Eriocheir sinensis (Chinese mitten crab), 6405 nucleotides long. RefSeq lists its product as uncharacterized. Gene Ontology annotation, molecular function: transcription cis-regulatory region binding; protein binding. Gene Ontology annotation, cellular component: nucleus. The transcript is spliced from 11 exons. The record is from RefSeq and is a predicted model, not a curated record. Gene Ontology annotation, biological process: positive regulation of transcription by RNA polymerase II. NCBI's taxonomy places the organism in Eukaryota, Metazoa, Arthropoda, Malacostraca, Decapoda, Varunidae. The coding region runs from base 1602 to 6119 and encodes 1505 amino acids.
UCGUGAAUAGGAAUAACAACAGAUCGAUUCUAUGUCAAUGUUCUACUGCGCUUAAUAACAAACACACCAACGAAAACAAAAGAUAAAUAUACGUAGCCACUAUCCAGGAAUAUAUACAGCAUUUCGGUCCUAUGUCAAUGUUCUACUGCGCUUAAUAACAAACACACCAACGAAAACAAAGGAGAAAUACGUGUAGCCACUCUCCAUGAAUAUAUACACGUAGUAGUAGUAAGAAUAACAGCAAUUCGGUCCUAUACCAAUGUUCUGCUUCACUGAAUAACAAUUAAACACCAACGAAAGCAUAACAAAACAGAAAUACACGUAGGCCACACAAUACCCAUGAAUACAUACACGUAAUAGUAUAAUAGUAGGUUAUCAAAAUGAACUGCUAUGAUAGACGGUAUGUAUACAGUGCCUGGCGUGUUCCUUGGGUUAUAACAAGUGUCGUGCGUGCAGAGAUCGAAAAGACAACGCAGUAUGCAAAUAAGGAGACAGGAUCUGCAAACAUAACCUCUAGUGCUGACUGUCAAUGUGUUGGGGUGGAAGAGCCAGAAGCGAAGAGGAGCUAGGGACGAGAGUAAACAAGGGAAGACAUGAUAUACAAACAUCUUCAGCGCUUCAGUGACUAAUGGGUGACUGUAGUGAUGGGAUUAUCAUUUCCGAACCUCUCGUGGACUUUUCCUCCUGAUAAUGUCUUAGAAAACGUUCAGUAUAAGGGUAGUAAGGAGACACGAUUUACAUACAACAUCCGUGCUUCGAUUCUGUGACUAAGGAGCUGGGAGUGUCAUUUCCGAACCUCUUGUAGACUUUUCCUUCUCAUAACCUCUUGGGAAACCUUCAAUCAGGGUAGCAAGUUGAAGAAACCAUUUACAUAUAGCCUCAGUGCCUCGAUUUUGUGACUCAAGUGCUGGGAGUGUCAUUUUCGAACCCCUUGUGGACUUUUCCUUCUGUUAACCUCUUGAGAAACAUUCAAAUAGGGUAGUAAGUUAGGCGACACGAUUCACAAACAACCUCAGUGCCUCGAUUAUUUGACUAAAGUACUAGUGGAAGCGUCAUUUCCGGGUCUAUCUAUCCCUUUAUGAUCUUUCCCCUCUGAUUACGUCCUGAGAAACGUUGAAUCAUGGUAUCAAAUCAGAGACGUGAUUUACAUAUACCUCACAGUCUUGAUUUUAUGACUCACAUGCUUGAAGUCUCAUAUCCGGGCCUGCUAUCGUCUUGUGAUCUCUUCCUUCUGAUAAUGUCUUGAUAAACCUUUCAGUCAGGGUAGUAACAUCGCCUUGCAUUCGGACUAUACUCAUUUCCGUUCUCUAUCGUUAUUUGCAGCAUAGGAAACAGGGCAAGGGACAAAAUGAUAGACUGAAACCGUCCUCAAAACAAAAUGCUGCUUCAGUGCGGAGUGGACUAAGGAAGACGGACGCUGAGAGUGAAAUAUACCCCAGGAAAUGAUGGGAACUUUUUGGCAUGUGUCCGGGUCCACCAUAGAAGCCUUCCCAACACUUCCCUUAACCUGACUGCUGGAAAUUAAGAGACGUGGGGCAGUGAGAGAGUGUCCUCCUCUAGACAUCCAUUCCUCGCCCUCUCCGCCUUCGUCCCAACCCGCCAUGGCCACCGUCCGUCUACUACCGCUUCUGCUCCUGUUCUUGUACCUGUGUCUCGCCCCCUCCUCCGCCGCCGCCGCUCCAGCAGUGCCCGCGCCGCCAACAAAAUGCCUGGCGACGACGCAGACGGAGGUACAAUGGGCGUGGCCUCCCCUGGUGGUGGAGAUCCGAGCCUGGGCCGAUCCUACGCUUCCUGACGCGCCGAUUCUUCAAGUAACCGACCCUGACACCUCCAGCGGGUCUUCUCUAGCUAUCCUAUACUCAGAAGGGGUGAAGGUGGAUAAGGGAGUGAAAGAGAGGUGGGAGGAGAGGAUAGGGCCAGGCUGGGUGCAUCUUCGCCUCACUGUCACGGAGAAUUUGACCUUGAGCACCGCGGGACAGCAUGGCACGCACCUGGCGAGCGUUUUCCUCCCGCCCCACUUGCAUAGUCUCCACCUGACGGCCAGCAACCUAACCACCGACUGCCACACAGGACGCGUGGUGUGGCGGGUGGAGGGGGACUGGGUAAGCGUCCCUUUAGCAGAAGAACGACAAGGCGGAGGAGACGGAGGAACCAACUACCAUCACCCUUUCCUCUUAUACUCCCGCCACGAAGUCCUCCCGUCCUUAACCAUCCCAGGCAGUUUAAAAAUCCUCACUCUAGCCUGGGAUCCCAUUAAUGCACAUAUCAACGCUACCACUACCUCCUCAAACCCCCUAACUAGAGUCGAGAGUGAGGUUACGCCAUUUGAAGACUCCACUACAGGGUUGGAAGCUUCCUCUGGCGCGACUGCCCUCCCUCCCGCUAGCCUAUUACAGCCGCUGCCUCCUCUCACCCCCUAUCGUAUGAGGCUUGCGUGCAGGGACGAGGGUGAUGAGGAUGGUGAAGAGGAGGGCGUGUUGUGUGAAGUGAGGGAGGACACAGAGGAGGGGAAGGAAGAAGGAGGGCGUCUGCUGGGGACCCUUCACGCCCCCUCCACACCCCUAGUGCUUCGGGUUCGCGGUGAAGGGCCAGAAACACUCUUCCUCCAGCAAGACACAACGCCUUCAGAGCACCCAUCCGCCGCCAGCCUGUCACCCUUGCAUCCCACCCUCUCCUCGCCGCCGUCACCGCCGCCCUCCCUCACCAACCCACCAAAGCCCGAGCCUGACCCCUCCCAGGACACCCUACAGCCCCCAACCACGCCAACACCUGCGCCAGAUGGGUCAGGAGGCGGCGGAUCGAGUGGGCAUCGCAGCGGCACCUCGGCGGGCUGGAGCGGCUGGUGGGUGAUUCUGACGGCGCUGCUCGCUUUCCUCCUGGUCUUUGCCAUCAUCAUGUGCUUCGUGUCGCAUUACCACAGACCCAAGCUGGAGAAAUACCUCGAGGGUCUGCAUCUGAUCCCGGAGGGUUCUUCACUAGAGGACCUGCUCGAUCUCCCGCAGCAGCAGCAGGAGCGCCGCCCCCUCAUGCUUCGCUCCGUGUCCGUCAUCAACACGGAGGACUUCAACGCCGCCGCGCCGCUGAGGUUAUGGAACGCGGUGGCAUCAGGGGACGAGAUGGAGGUGAAGCAGGUGAUGGCCACGCUGAACCCUGACCCCAACUCCACCCUGGCGGGGAUGGACACGACGCCCUACGAGGAGGCCCACCACCGCGGCCACACCCCCGUGCUGCGCGUGCUGGAGGAGGCCAUGGAGAAGCGCCCCGACACGCCCCACAACGAUAUGGUCAUCAGCGUGUUGCAGGCACACACGAAGAAGGUGGAUGCCGUGUUCGAGGCCGCGAGUGGAGGCCAGUACAGACACACAGCGGGCGUCGAUGUCCUGCUGAGGGCCUACAGUCUCCCCGGCACCGUCCACGACCACCAGGGCCGCUCCCUCCUGCACUACGCUGCCUCCGUCCAACUGGCUGACGGCGGCCCGCUGUGGCUGGCCCAGGACGUGCGAAGUUUGGUGGAGAGUCACGGGGUGUUGGUGAACGCCGUGGACUUCAAAGGCUGCAACGCGUUACACCUCCUCAUGGAACACGCCAAGAACAACGAAGAAAUCACGUGCUGGGACGGAAAGACGCUGAGUGUGUGCGAAGCGUGGCUGGGUCUGGCCAGCCUGCUGAUGGAGGUGGGCUGCGACCCUCGCCUCCUCGACCACCGCUACCGUCCACCUCACCAGCUACCCAUAGCAGAGCAAAACCUCGCCUGGCAAACCGUCGUUGCCUUUCAGGCCGCGGCCAGUCUGGGAACACCGAAAUCCUCGCCCUCGCUUGAUAAGUUCCCCGAGAUGGUGCACGCGUCGGCCCGGGGAGACGAGGACGCUGUGCGGCGGCUCCUGGUGAGCGGGGUGCGUGUGCUGCCGCUCGGGGGCCACCGAGACCCCCUCCUGGAGGCCGUGAGGGGCGGCCACCGCAACACUGUCUUCCUCCUGCUGGCAGCAGGAGCUCCACUUUGUGCUUACGGGCUUCUGGGUAACACACCCUUCGACGCCGCCCACCGCACCCUGGGCCUCCCCGGCCUCUUCCCGGCCCUCAUCAGGAAGGAGUUUUGUGACAGACUGCAGGAAGAGCUGGAGGAACUUAGUGCGUCUGACAAGGAGCACACCGGCACCGUCGAGGGACUCAUCCAACUCAAGAGCAUCGCCGAGGUGUCCGGACACAGACUUGGGGAUCAACUGAACAGCUGGCGAGACCGUCGCUCCUCCAUCUCCUUCCCCAAUCCUACCGACACCCUGAACUUGGCGGCCUCGCUGGGCCUCACUCUGACGUGCCAGCUGCUGGGCGUUGCAGGGGUGCCUCUUCACCCUCUCCCACAUCUCCCUCACCCCCUCGUUCGCGCCCUGACCCGUGGCUACUACCACACGGCCUACUCUUUGUGUCGAGACUUGAAGAUGAAUCCUUUCAGUGCCGGCGCGGCUGCCAACACCGUUCCCGAGCAGCUCGUGGCUGAUCUCCAGGAAGGUGAAUUGAAAAGGUUUGAGAAAAAACUCUUAAAGAAAGGGACGGGGGCGACUGUUGCCAAUGACUUACUUCAGCGUGUGCGGGGCGACAACAACUCCCACACUCUCAAACAGCUGCAGACGGUCCUGUACCUGUUGGCCGAGCUGAACCUCGUCACUCUGCUGCACCGCAUGAGGCAGAGGCUUCCGGACCUGGACUUCAACAUACGUGUCCACACCGCCUCGGCGAGCACCAUGCUGCACGUGUCGGCGGCCUACGGCAAGACGACGAUGGCGGAAUACCUGCUGAGUCGAGGAGCCGAUCAGAAGCGGCUGACUCGCGGCGGGCUGGUCCCCUCCCACCUGGCAGCGCUGAGGGGCCACACGGAAUGCGUCGAGUACCUGGUGGGCUGCAGCAGGGCGGAACCUCAGGGCAGCUGGGGCCUGAAUCCCGCGCAAUGUCUCCAAUACUUCAACGAAAACGCAUCGAGUCGCCACUUGGACAUUCUGACGGAGCAGGAGGCGACGGCCAUCAUGGGAGCAAAAGGGGAGCUCACUAAGGCCCAGCUGAUCCUGACGGGCAGGUGUAGUAAGCUGGGGAUCACGUCGCCUGGUGCCCUGUGGCGUAUGCUGGAGGACGAGGAGAAUAAAGUAAAAGCGUAUGCCUCGAAUGAGCUUGAUGAGUCUAUCUUGUGUGAUAUCAAAGAACUCAGUCGACAAAUCGGGGAAAUUGACGAAAGGUUUUGUGGGGAGGUGGUGAGUUUUCCGUCAGUAAAGAGGAGGUUGGAUCUGUUCCUCCCAGACAACCUCGAGUUUUACAUUGAUCUGGACAAGUACAGCGCUCUCGAGGGAGGCUGUAUCACUAUGCUGAACGGCAAUAACUCUCCCAGAGGCUUCGUGGCGGGAAUAACCUCCACGAAAAACCACGAACUCUUCAACGGUGAAAACUUUACGAACACCUUCCGGAGAGUGGUUCAGGAAGCCCUCACUGCCACGACCUUCACCACCCUGAUACUGGUGCCUCCCUUCCUUGGCCACACGCCCGGAGGAGUGUGUCUGCACGCUGCCCUCAAGUAUCCUUCCACGGUGGUGUUGGUGAAGGUGACUGUGACCCCCGUGAUCAAGGCCACAGUGCCCCAGUGGGCUAGUCUGGACGGGAGAACAGUGAACCCCGGAACCAUUGCUCAAGAGUACCUGGCAGCUGGUACUGGAAGCCACUGGGUAUUCCUCCUCAACCACCUGGUGGAGUGGGUGGUUACGCAGGGCGAGGAGCACGAGUGGCGGGUGCUCCAGGCCUGCCUCUUCUUCAUCAAGCUCCUGGAGACCUGCUGGUGGCUGCCCAAGAAGGAGACGCGUGACUGUGGGGUGGCGUGCCAGACGCUGCCCGUGGGUGUGGCCGUGCCGCCCACCUCCACCCUCCACCUACACUUUAUGGAGGAACUGCUGGGGGAGAGGAGGGACGCGUGGACCAAAGAGUACUGGCUCAACCGCCUGAUGGGGGUGGCCAGAAGGGCGUCCCUCCCCCUGGGUGUUGAGAGUCCCAUAGCAACCCUCAGACCCACCGCCGCCAUGCAGGCCACACUACAGUUCCUGACGGGCCUGCAGGCCACAAACGGGCAGGCUGCGGUGACCUGACGCACGUGCCUUGUGUCGAGUGGCGCUUAGCUGUGCAGCACACACACACACACACACACACACACACACACACACACACACACACACACUCACACACACACACUCUGCAGGCAUACUUUGCAAACAUACAAGUGAGGACGACUACUUAGCUUAUUUUUGUUGCUGUUAUUAUUAUUGUUCCUGUUACUGCUGCUGCUGUUGCUGUGUGUGUGUGUGUGUGUGUGUGUGUGUGUUCAAUUGUGAUACUAUUAUGAUGUGUCAAAUUAGAUUAAAGUUUCAUACGCAA